AUGGAAUGGUCAUUCAUUGAAGCUGUUAUGUGCAAAAUGAGAUUUUCUGAAAUCUGGAUUAACUGGAUAAUGAGAUGCAUUACUUCGGUUAAAUACAAGGUGCUCAUGAAUGGGCAACCAAGGGGAAAUAUUGUUCCGGAGAGAGGUCUACGACAAGAAGAACCUUUGUCUCCUUUCAUAUUCAUUCUAUGCACAGAAGCGCUCGUUAGCCUUCUUAAUCAUGCAGAGAACCAAGGGAAGAUAACUGGGAUGCGCGUUACCCGCGCGUGCCCUUCAGUCUCUCACCUUCUCUUUGGUGAUGAUAUAGCAUUUUUUUGUAAGGCGGAGCCCCAUGUAUGUGAAGAAGUGAUGAAAGUAGUCAGGAAAUAUGGACAAGCAUUAGGCCAAUGCAUUAAUUUCGACAAAUCCUCUCUACUCUUUGGUAAGAGGAUCAACGUUAAUGUCUGA
Molecule: messenger RNA, 447 nt
Organism: Raphanus sativus (radish)
Lineage: Eukaryota; Viridiplantae; Streptophyta; Magnoliopsida; Brassicales; Brassicaceae
Exons: 1
Coding region: 1-447 (148 amino acids)
Source: RefSeq, a predicted model, not a curated record